AUGGCAGCAACGCACGCCAUUUACCCCAGCCUACGCGGCAAAACCGUGCUCGUCAGCGGUGGCGCCGAAGGCAUAGGCGCCGCAACGGUCGAACUCUUCGCUCGACAAGGCAGCCAAGUGCUCUUCAUGGAUAUUGCGGAAACAUCCGCGCAACGGACGAUUGAUCAUAUUGUCUCGCUAUCUCAAGAGGCCACAGCUCGAGGCGCGCCGUCUAUCACAGCCCCAAUCUUCUACCGCUGCGACCUCACAGAUCUCUCCGAGCUACAAGCUACCGCAGCUCGAAUCCUUCAAGAGCACGGCGUCGUGCAUGUCCUGGUCAACAACGCUGCUGCCGGAGCUGGCUUGGCACGACUAGCCACAGAGAAAGUAACGGCCGAAGCAUGGGAUUUCCAGAUCAACGUCAACCUCCGCCAUGUCUUCUUCCUCACCCAGGCCGUGGUGCCCGCCAUGAAGAGUUCCGGGGGAGGAAGUAUUGUCAAUCUAGGCUCUAUCACAUGGAAGGUCCCAUCUUCAGACUCGCCAGUAUACGCUUCUUGCAAGGCUGCUAUCAUGGGUCUUACGCGGACGCAGAGCAAGGAGUUUGGAGAAGCUAAUAUUCGGGUGAAUAGCGUUAUGCCCGGGGCGAUAGCAACGCAGAGGCAGAGGAAGGAGGUUCUGACGGAUGCGUAUCGUGCGGAGAUUUUUCGGGGACAGAGCUUGAAGCGUGAUUUGGAGCCCGAGGAGGUGGCUAAAGUGAUUGUGUUUCUAGGAAGUGACGAGGCAAGCGCUGUCACGGGGAGCUCGUAUGUGGUUGAUGGUGGGUGGUGCAGUGACCCUUGA
Messenger RNA from Penicillium lagena, 819 nucleotides. RefSeq names its product SDR family NAD(P)-dependent oxidoreductase. The record is from RefSeq and is a predicted model, not a curated record. Bases 1 to 819 code for a protein of 272 amino acids. The transcript has a single exon. Gene Ontology annotation, molecular function: oxidoreductase activity. Lineage: Eukaryota; Fungi; Ascomycota; Eurotiomycetes; Eurotiales; Aspergillaceae.